AUGAAGUCUAUAAGAUUGCAAAAAAAAGAUCAAUUAGAGGUGCUGGGCCACUGGCAUGCUGAUCCAGAGAUGAUCUUGUUCGACAAGCUUGAAGGAACAUCCACGGCAAAAAUCAGGCGCACACUAGGACUCAAGGACGCUGAACGGAGCAGCCGUGCCCUGGGCAUUAUGGUGUUCAAAAAGCUUCUCCCCAUCACGUUGCUCACCAAGAGGGAGUUCCUCGCCGCGUGGUGGCAAAUGGCCAUCGCGCCCUCUGAAAAAAGGGGUGUACGCCACUGCAACGCGUUCUCAAAGACUACGACUUAUCGUCAUUUCAACGAGACAGUCCUAGCGGCCUCGAGCGCACAGGAGCAGGUACCAUUCAUGGCGGUAAACCUUCCCUCGCCAAAAGUCAUGGCAGGCAAGGUCAAGCAUGCGUAUGCGUAUGAUGCUGAAUCUUUCAUCUUGGUCCUCACCUGGGUCCAUCUUCAGUAUGAAGGUGGCGUGCGCAGCAAGAACAGACCACUUGAGGAGUUUCUGAAAGUGGAUGCUCUUAGAUAAGCAGAACAAAAGACCCACUUCUGGUCAGUAAGGC
Suillus discolor is the source of this 574-nucleotide messenger RNA. RefSeq lists its product as uncharacterized. The transcript is spliced from 3 exons. The record is from RefSeq and is a predicted model, not a curated record. NCBI's taxonomy places the organism in Eukaryota, Fungi, Basidiomycota, Agaricomycetes, Boletales, Suillaceae. The coding region runs from base 1 to 540 and encodes 179 amino acids.